This is a messenger RNA of Psylliodes chrysocephalus, 531 nucleotides long. NCBI's taxonomy places the organism in Eukaryota, Metazoa, Arthropoda, Insecta, Coleoptera, Chrysomelidae. The record is from the annotation of a GenBank genome assembly.
AUGAACAGUUGCUUUUUGAAACUGCCAAUUAUAGAGCGUAUGUGGGCGAAAGAUUUCAUUUGGACUGCUUCACAGAAUAUAACACCUGUCGUUUGGUGGAAGGGAAUCAUUGGACAGAACAAUCGGCUAUCAAAAGUGGCAGUAAAAAUUCUUUCUAUUUCUGCUACUUCAGCUUCAACUGAGCGAACUUUUCCCACAUUUUCUGCAGUUCACACAAAGAAAAAAAACAAGCUAACAACUCGGCGUGCAAUAAAAUUAACGUACAUCACCCAUUACUGGCGAACUCGUAACAAAGCAAAGACAGCUAUUUCCAGUUUGACUCAAGUAACUGAAAGUGUUCAGCAUUCUAACAUGAUAGUGCCGGAAGCAGAGAUACCUGGACCUUCAGACCUUUCAAAAUCACCAAUAAAUUUUGAGCCAGAAACGGAGACAGAAACUUCUUCGGAGGACGAAGAAAUUCCUUAUCAAGACUCUGAUUCUGAUGAGGAAGACGUGACCGAUGAGGUUAAUAGCUCAGAAACUGAGGUUUAG